Messenger RNA from Ricinus communis (castor bean), 940 nucleotides. Its product is annotated as RNA polymerase-associated protein LEO1. The transcript has 4 exons. Lineage: Eukaryota; Viridiplantae; Streptophyta; Magnoliopsida; Malpighiales; Euphorbiaceae. The record is from RefSeq and is a predicted model, not a curated record. Bases 455 to 874 code for a protein of 139 amino acids.
AUUCUCUUGUGCAGUUUGUAUCAAUUGUCUCAGCCUUCACUUCAUCUAUAUCUAAGCUCCCAAAUUGAACUCUAUAAAGUCUCAAUCAUUUUGCUGCUACUUCUCUUUAAUCACAUCAGUUCUGAUCUGGGUUUUGUUUAUACUCUCAUUCAGAUCAUUCGUUGUUCUUUGCUUGCUUCCUUUAGAAAACUAUUGAAUAUUGAUAGAGAAGAAAUCCAUUUGCUUAUUGGGAUUUUUGGUAGCUUCUUGAUUGGAAAAAUUAGUUUAUACUAAUCGGGUUCAGUGUAAUGAUUUAAGCACUUGGGUAUAUGUAAUGAGGAAGAAUUUUGAGUAAAGAUUUUAUUCUCUUACCAAGGAAGAAGAAGUUGAGGAAUAUGUGCCGUCAAUCAGAGCUGAUCAUAGUGGUUCAGGACCCUUUAGUUGUUUAAGAUUUGCAUCAAGCAAACUUCAGAUCAUGGUGAGAGGCAGAGGUAAAGGGAAGAAGCAGGCUGUUAUUGCUUCACAUGAAGGCCCUGGCAGUGACAAAGAAGAAAAAGUUCCUGCUUAUAGAAGAAGAGGAAGGCCAAUGAAACCAGUGGAUGAUGAUAAUGGACAAGAAGAAGAAGCAGCUUCAGAGCUAAAUGAAGAUGGGAAGGAUGCAAAAGAUACCAUCCCUAGUAAAGAUGUGAAAAGUCAGUCUCCCACUGAGAAUGGACGGAAAAGGAAGAGGCCUGGACAUACCAAAGAAAAUACAAAUUCAGUCAAAGAGGAUAAUGGUGUUGGAACAAAAUUGAGUACUAGUAAUUCAACAAUGAGUACUGGAUUCCGACAAAUUGGGAGCAGGCGGAAAAACAAGCCCAGGCGAGCUGCUGAAGCUGUUGUUGAGUGCAAGUGAAAUUCAAUUUUGCUGUUUUAAUGGUUUUACACAUUUUCUAUCAAUGGAGUGGUGUCAUUUUCCUUC